Messenger RNA from Etheostoma cragini (Arkansas darter), 3035 nucleotides. Its product is annotated as kinase suppressor of Ras 1-like. The transcript has 19 exons. The coding region runs from base 96 to 2768 and encodes 890 amino acids. Gene Ontology annotation, molecular function: protein kinase activity; ATP binding. NCBI's taxonomy places the organism in Eukaryota, Metazoa, Chordata, Actinopteri, Perciformes, Percidae. The record is from RefSeq and is a predicted model, not a curated record. Gene Ontology annotation, biological process: protein phosphorylation.
AAACGCGGAAACGGUUAUGAGACGAUGCUGGCUUUAGAGGAAGCAGCACUCGUCUUCAGGUCGCUGAGUGACACGACCCGCGCCGAUGUAGAGGAAUGGACAGAGACACGGCCAGUGGAGACAGCAUGGUCCACGGCAGGACAGUAACCGAGGGGGCUCAGGAAGCUCUGCAGCAGUGCCGACUCAUCCAGAACCUGGUGGACAUCUACCUCUCCAGUCUGCGGGCUCUCAGGACCAGUUGCGCCGCAUCCAGCGACUUCACCCGACGGGAGAUCCGCACUUUAGAGGUGAAGCUGACCCACUACAUGUGGACCCAGCUGCAGUGGAAGCAGAGGGUACCAGAGAGGGAGAGACCUGAAGCUCUGUGUGGAUAUCCGAGACUGGAGGACUGGCUCCUAACAGCUGACCUCACACCACAAUUCAUACAGGCUGCAGCGGGGAAGCUCUCAGUGGACGGGUUGCUGCAGAACUCCAGCUCUGAGUUGCAGGACAUGAUGAGACGCCUGGGGUCCAAUUCAGAAGACCGCUCUCGCCUCACUGCCGCCCUCUCCUGUCUGAAGAGUGCAAAUGACACAGGAGUUGGCCCGAGGCCUGAGUUCGGUUCCUGCAGCUCUGAGUCCCAACACCACAGUGAUGCCUUCUCUCCCAUCAGCUCUGGUAGUCCCUCCACCACCCUGCCACCCACCAACACCCACGCCCGCUCCAUCUCCAUAUCGGUGCUUCCUUGUUCAGAUGGCGCCUUCACCCUGGAGCCAAGCUCCCCUCCGGCCACUCAAGCCUCAAAAACACGCACUACCAUGCCCUCCCACACUCCACCACAACCGUCCCGAAAACUGCUGCACCUGCUCCCCAACAUCGCACUGACAAGGAGCAAGAGUCAAGAGUCCCAGCUGGCCAACCGCAUCGAGGAGCCUGCUGCACACAAAGCCUGUAAGAAAAACAAAGUGUUGGCUGCUCUUCAUAUCAACGGCUCCGGGAACCCACCUGAGGACUCGGCGCUGCGGUCACCGCUGCUGUCUGCGCGGACACCAGGCCCUGUCCCGGCAUCAGCCCCAUACACCAUGCCUGCCACCCCCACCCAGCUGGAGAAUGUGACCAUGCACAGGAGCUCCCCUCAGACAAUGAGGAGGGACAUUGGCUUGGCUGUAACACACAGGUUUUCAACCAAGUCCUGGCUCUCCCAGACGUGCCAAGUGUGUCGCAAGAGCAUGAUGUUUGGUGUCAAAUGCAAACACUGCAAGUUGAAGUGCCACAACAAAUGUACCAAAGAUGCUCCCUCAUGUCGGAUAUCAUUUCUCACAUUACCAAGGAUACGGAGGGCAGAAUCGGUGCCAUCUGAUAUCAAUAAUCAGAUUGAUCACACAGCAAAGAUCCCACUGCAAUUCGGCACUUUACCCAAAGCAACAAACAAGAGGCAGGAACCUCCCCCCACUUUAAACCAUCUGGACUCAAGCAGUAACCCGUCAUCAGCUACCUCUUCCACACCUUCUUCCCCAGCACAUUUCCAGCAGAACAACCCCCCAAGUGUCAGCGCCACACCCCCACCCAACGCUUCGCCGCAGAGCUCCCGGGACAGCCGCUUCCACUUCCCAGAUGUUCCUGCUUCUACGUAUACUACUGUUCAACAUCCUGGCAACCACUAUGAGUCUGGAGUGUCCCAGGUGGCCGUCGCUGAGAGGCAGCUGACAGCAGCAGAGCCAGCAGGGGGUGACGAGGAGGAGGAAGCAGCCGACCAGGGCGACAGUGCUCCCACUGAGCAGCCUGAGGAGGACGAGCUGGACGAGCUGCCCUCCUCCAUAUGCCGCCGCGGGGCUGUUGGCCGCUGGAGGGGCCCGUUCAGUCGCAUGGCCAGCCAGACCAGCAUCUACCUGCAGGAGUGGGACAUCCCAUACGAGCAGCUGCAGCUGGGGGAGCUCAUUGGCAAGGGCCGCUGGGGCAAGGUGCAUAAGGGUCGCUGGCACGGCGAGGUGGCCAUCCGCCUGCUGGAGGUGGACGGCAACAACCAGGACCACCUGAAACUCUUCAAGAAGGAGGUGAUGAACUACAGGCAGACACGGCAUGAGAACGUAGUCCUGUUCAUGGGCGCCUGCAUGGCUCCGCCACAUCUCGCCAUUAUCACCAGUUUCUGUAAAGGCGUGACUCUGUACUCUGUUGUAAGAGACAGAAGUCAUAUACUGGACAUCAAUAAGACCAGACAGAUUGCUCUGGAUAUUGUAAAGGGAAUGGGUUAUCUGCAUGCCAAAGGCAUCAUUCACAAGGACCUGAAGUCUAAGAAUGUGUUCUAUGACACAAACAAGGUGGUGAUUACAGACUUUGGCCUGUUUGGGAUGUCUGGAGUGGUACAAGAAGGCAGAAGACAGAAUGUGUUGCGGAUACCUCAGGGCUGGAUCUACUACCUGGCUCCAGAGAUCGUUCGACAAAUGAGCCCAAAGGUUGACGAGGACCAGCUGCCUUUCUCCAAAGCUGCUGACGUUUAUGCGUUCGGCACAAUCCUGUAUGAGCUGCAAGUGGGAGACUGGCCAAUCACCAACCAGCCCGUGGAAGCUAAGAUCUGGCUGGUGGGCAGCAGCAAGGGCAUCAAGAAGGUGCUGGCAGACGCCAACCUGGGCAAGGAGGCCACGGAGAUCCUGUCUACCUGCUGGUCCUCAGGGGCCGACAACAGGCCCACUUUUACCCAGCUGGCAAGCAUGCUGGAGAGGCUCCCCAAACUGAACCGCAGGCUGUCUCACCCCGGACAUUUUGGAAAGAACACUGAGUACGUAUCAUAGAAAGAGGAGCUUUAUUCAUGAUGCAGGGUGGAGUGGCCUACAACACCAAUUUACACCAACAUUCAAAGAGAGUCUGCAUCAGUUUGUUAAUUUCAUAUCUGUCUACAUUUACUUGUCAUAUAAGAAAAAAUGUGAUGGAGCCAAAUGAUCCAAUACACCAUCAAUCUAAUAAAAAAUGUUGUAAAUAGGAUUUUUGUAAAGAAAUGUGAAUAUUAUAAAGCUGGUCUGCUGAGUAUCAACUAAUAUAAAUGACCUUUUCUAAUGUGA